UCGCGGCCGGCCCCGAGGAGCCGCUUUUGGCUCCAUUUUACAGGAGGGCUCAGAGGGUGGCGCAGCCAGCAGUUGUGGGUGUCUGUCUGUCUUCAUUUCUGAAAACAGGCAGACAGACAGACAAACAAAAAACUCCGUGGAGCUGAUCUGGCACAAGAGGAAAUGACAAAAAAAGAAAAAAAAAAAAAAAAGACUUUAUACUCCAGUUUUUGGACACCUGUCAUUUUUCUUGUCUCUUCUGAGAUGGCCGCCAAGAGCGAGUUAUGUUUGACAAAAUUACAUCACGAAUCCAGAAACUCUGUUACGGACUCAAUAUGGACUUUGUUGAUCCUGCUCAGAUCACCAUGAAAGUAAUCCAAGGCCUGUAUAGCGGAGUGACCACAGUGGAGCUGGACACCCUGGCUGCCGAGACGGCGGCAACCUUAACCACGAAGCACCCUGACUAUGCCAUCCUGGCAGCACGGAUUGCUGUCUCUAACUUGCACAAAGAAACAAAGAAAGUGUUCAGUGAUGUGAUGGAGGAUCUCUAUAACUACAUAAAUCCACACAAUGGCAAACAUUCCCCCAUGGUGGCCAGCUCAACACUGGACAUUGUUAUGGCCAAUAAGGAUCGCCUGAAUUCUGCCAUUAUCUAUGAUCGAGAUUUCUCUUAUAACUACUUUGGUUUUAAGACACUGGAGCGGUCCUAUUUGUUGAAGAUCAAUGGAAAAGUGGCCGAAAGACCACAGCAUAUGCUGAUGAGGGUGUCUGUGGGCAUUCACAAAGAAGAUAUUGAUGCUGCAAUUGAAACAUACAACCUACUUUCUGAGAGGUGGUUUACCCAUGCCUCUCCUACUCUCUUCAAUGCUGGGACCAACCGCCCACAACUCUCCAGCUGUUUCCUUUUGAGUAUGAAAGACGACAGCAUUGAAGGAAUUUAUGAUACUCUGAAGCAGUGUGCCUUGAUUUCUAAGUCUGCAGGGGGAAUUGGUGUUGCUGUGAGCUGUAUUCGGGCUACUGGUAGCUACAUUGCUGGGACUAAUGGCAAUUCUAAUGGCCUCGUACCAAUGCUGAGAGUAUAUAAUAACACAGCUCGAUAUGUGGAUCAAGGUGGAAACAAGCGCCCUGGUGCAUUUGCCAUUUACCUGGAGCCUUGGCACUUAGACAUCUUUGAGUUCCUUGACUUGAAGAAGAACACAGGGAAGGAAGAACAGCGAGCCCGGGAUCUCUUCUUUGCACUUUGGAUUCCAGAUCUCUUCAUGAAGCGAGUGGAGACUAACCAGGACUGGUCACUGAUGUGUCCAAAUGAGUGUCCUGGGCUGGAUGAAGUUUGGGGAGAGGAAUUUGAGAAGUUAUACGAAAGUUACGAGAAGCAGGGCCGUGUCCGAAAAGUCGUGAAAGCUCAGCAGCUUUGGUAUGCCAUCAUUGAGUCUCAGACAGAGACGGGCACCCCGUACAUGCUCUACAAAGAUUCCUGUAAUCGGAAGAGCAACCAGCAGAACCUGGGGACCAUCAAGUGCAGCAACCUGUGCACGGAGAUAGUGGAGUACACCAGCAAGGAUGAGGUUGCAGUUUGUAACUUGGCUUCUCUGGCUUUGAAUAUGUAUGUCACACCAGAACAUACGUAUGACUUUGAGAAAUUGGCUGAAGUCACUAAAGUCAUUGUCCGAAACUUGAAUAAAAUAAUUGAUAUAAACUACUACCCUGUUCCAGAGGCACACUUGUCAAAUAAACGCCACCGGCCCAUUGGAAUUGGGGUACAAGGUCUAGCAGAUGCUUUCAUCUUGAUGAGGUACCCCUUUGAGAGCCCCGAAGCCCAGUUGCUGAAUAAGCAGAUCUUUGAAACGAUUUAUUACGGAGCCCUGGAGGCGAGCUGCGACCUCGCCAAGGAGUAUGGCCCCUAUGAAACAUAUGAGGGAUCACCGGUCAGCAAAGGAAUUCUUCAGUAUGAUAUGUGGAAGGUUACUCCUACGGACCUGUGGGACUGGAAGCGUCUCAAGGAGAAGAUUGCAAAGUAUGGUAUAAGAAACAGCUUACUUAUUGCCCCGAUGCCCACUGCCUCAACUGCUCAGAUCCUGGGGAACAACGAGUCCAUUGAGCCUUACACGAGUAACAUCUACACUCGCAGAGUCUUGUCAGGAGAAUUCCAGAUUGUGAAUCCUCACUUGCUGAAAGAUCUUACUGAACGGGGCUUGUGGAACGAAGAGAUGAAAAACCAGAUUAUUGCAUGCAAUGGCUCCAUCCAGAGCAUACUAGAAAUUCCUGAUGACCUGAAGCAACUCUAUAAGACUGUGUGGGAAAUCUCUCAGAAGACUGUUCUCAAGAUGGCAGCUGAGAGAGGUGCUUUUAUCGAUCAAAGCCAGUCUCUCAACAUCCAUAUUGCUGAGCCUAACUACGGCAAACUCACUAGUAUGCACUUCUAUGGCUGGAAGCAGGGUUUAAAGACUGGGAUGUAUUAUUUAAGGACAAGACCUGCUGCUAAUCCAAUCCAGUUCACUCUGAACAAGGAAAAGCUGAAAGAUAAGGAAAAGGCACUAAAGGAGGAAGAAGAGAAGGAGAGGAACACAGCAGCCAUGGUGUGCUCUUUGGAGAACAGAGAGGAAUGCCUGAUGUGUGGAUCCUGAGGAAAGGCCUGGAAGAGCCAGCUCUCCAUCGUAGCAGACUUCAUGAGCAUAGAUAGGCAUAGUGGGCUUGCUUGAUUAUGGGAAAGCUUUGCCGGACCUUACUGCCAGGAAAGGAGUCCUUGAUUUACAGUCUAUUUCUACAUAGUGUAAACUUGACUUUUAACAAAAGAAAACAAAAAAACCAAACCCAGCUUUGAUAUUAGAAAUCAGAGCAGAGGUUUUGGGAAUACAGAAGAGCCACCUUGGAAAUAGACUGUGGCUUAGGAAGGCUCUUCUCUCUCCAGCAGCCAUGUCUUACCAUUUCAGUUUCAGCAAAGAAAUUUUGUUUCACUUUGACUGAUUUCUUAGAAGUAAAAUCAAGUGAUAACUCAUCAGAUGAAGAUGUGUAUCUAGAUAAACUUCUAUAGGUCAUUUUGAAAUAAAAACAUUUCUAAGUGA
This is a messenger RNA of Psammomys obesus (fat sand rat), 3041 nucleotides long. RefSeq names its product ribonucleotide reductase catalytic subunit M1 (gene Rrm1). Gene Ontology annotation, biological process: DNA replication; deoxyribonucleotide biosynthetic process. Bases 264 to 2603 code for a protein of 779 amino acids. Lineage: Eukaryota; Metazoa; Chordata; Mammalia; Rodentia; Muridae. Gene Ontology annotation, molecular function: ATP binding; ribonucleoside-diphosphate reductase activity, thioredoxin disulfide as acceptor. The record is from RefSeq and is a predicted model, not a curated record. Gene Ontology annotation, cellular component: ribonucleoside-diphosphate reductase complex. The transcript is spliced from 19 exons.